Molecule: messenger RNA, 1200 nt
Organism: Daktulosphaira vitifoliae (grape phylloxera)
Lineage: Eukaryota; Metazoa; Arthropoda; Insecta; Hemiptera; Phylloxeridae
Gene: Nelf-E
Product: negative elongation factor E
Exons: 7
Coding region: 295-1128 (277 amino acids)
Biological process (GO): negative regulation of transcription elongation by RNA polymerase II
Cellular component (GO): NELF complex
Molecular function (GO): RNA binding
Source: RefSeq, a predicted model, not a curated record
AAAUAUGUUACGUAAAAAAAUGCUGUUUUUCGUCACUUUAUUAAAUAAAACGUCAUUAGUAGGCUCAGUACCUGGUAUGACUUCGGUCCGUGAUGUAGUCAUAAGUGAUACCAGACACCCUGCUCUCGAUGCACUUGUUUAAAUGAAUUAUUAAGUAUUAAUUGCGAUCAAUGCAUUCUUUUAAUAUUAACAAUAAAUAUAUAUUUUGUGUUAAUAUUUAUUAUAUUUUCCAAAAUGUAAAUAAUAUAUUUUGAGUGAAAGCACUAUUACACAAGAAGUAAAACGAAUAUAAGAAUGGUGUAUUUACAUUUCCCUACUAACUUAACAGAAGAAGAGCUAAUGCUUCAGAAUAAAUAUCAAAAACUAAGAAAAAAAAAAAAAGCAUUACAAGUUCAAAAAACUCCGCGGCCUGAACCAGAGCCUUCACCUAUUUUAAAUCCUAAGAGACCUAAAGAAACUGCUCGCGAUGCUCGAGAAAUAGCUAGAAAACUCUUGAAAUCUGGAGCUAUUGGACCUAUUAAAAAAGUGCCUAACCGAACAGAUCAAGAGUCUUUCAAAAGACCUUGUGGCAUGGAAAGAAAAAUAUUAUCAUCACCACAGACUUUAACUAGUUAUCAACCUUUUUCAGCAUCAUCACCAAUCAAAAGUGAUCCCGUUGAAAAUUCACCAAAACCUACUACUAAAUUUUCAAAUUUGUAUGAUAACUUUGUUUCAUCAACAUCAAAAAUGACUGUACCAGUUAUACAAAAUUCCCCAGAACAUAUUUCCGAAACUCCUCGAAAAGGUAUCACUAUAUUUGUUGGUGGUAGUAGUUCUUUGACUGAAGAAUUCCUGAGAAGUACAUUUAGUAAAUUUGGAACGAUUAUUAAUAUUUCUAUGGAAAUAGAAAAAAAUCGAGGAUUUAUAACAUUUAACUCAUCUGAUAUAGCAGAAAAGGCUGUAGCUCAAAUGAAUAGUACAACAGUAUCUGGAAUUAAAUUAAAAGUAUCAAUAUCUCGUAACCAACCAAUAGAAUGCAAUGAAAAAGGUGUUAAUGCAUGGCAUGCAAUUGCUACUAAUAAAUCACAAAAAGGAAACCAACGCGAUGACCGUUCACUAGUGUCAUAUGAUGAUAUCAAUUUAUUUUAAAUAAUUUUUUAACUCUAUUUGUAUUUAAUAAUAUUAUUAUGGUGAUAAUAUAUGUAUUAAUAUGGUGACAAU